Sardina pilchardus (European sardine) is the source of this 2576-nucleotide messenger RNA. RefSeq names its product somatostatin receptor type 5-like. Bases 181 to 1725 code for a protein of 514 amino acids. The record is from RefSeq and is a predicted model, not a curated record. Gene Ontology annotation, molecular function: neuropeptide binding; somatostatin receptor activity. NCBI's taxonomy places the organism in Eukaryota, Metazoa, Chordata, Actinopteri, Clupeiformes, Clupeidae. Gene Ontology annotation, cellular component: neuron projection; plasma membrane. The transcript has 2 exons. Gene Ontology annotation, biological process: neuropeptide signaling pathway.
AGAUUUUAACUGUCAAGUAAAGAAUUGCAUGGCGCUCGCAUUCCGAACGUUGUCCACUUUUUCAUAAUUCUUUGGAUAUCUUCAAAGCACAUUUCCAAGAUCUGCUUUUCAGUAACAGUUCCAGGACUAAUGAAGUAGCCCAAGGACUGGUCAUCGCCGUUGGCUUGUUAGCAAGGCACCAUGGAGUUUACCUCCACGUACCCUUUCGCUGAAGCCUACUCCCAGGACAACGGCUCCUUAUUUGGCCCUUACCCAGACCUGGGCCUGUUCAACGACAGCGCCAACGGCUCGUGCCUCUUCAACGUCACCGGCUGCGUCCCGGCGACCCCGCGCGACCCCAUCUCCAGCAUGGUCAUCCCGCUCAUCUACCUGGUGGUGUGCGUCAUCGGCCUGGGCGGCAACACGCUGGUCAUCCACAUCGUGCUGCACUACUCCAAGACCGAGACGGUCACCAACAUCUACAUCCUGAACCUGGCCAUCGCCGACGAGCUCUUCAUGCUGGGCCUGCCCUUCCUGGCCGUCCAGAGCGCGCUCCACGCCUGGCCGUUCGGCUCGCUCAUGUGCCGCCUGGUGAUGACGGUGGACUGCAUCAACCAGUUCACCAGCACCUUCUGCCUGAUGGUGAUGAGCAUCGACCGCUACCUGGCCGUGGUGCACCCCAUCCGCUCGGCCAAGUGGCGGCGGCCGCAGGUGGCCAAGGUGGUCAACGCCACCGUGUGGCUGCUCUCCUUCGCCGUGAUGCUGCCGGUGCUGGUGUUCGCCGGCGUGCGCAACAACCACUGCAACAUCUUCUGGCCGGAGCCGCGGGAGGUGUGGGGCACGGCCUUCAUCAUCUUCACCUCCACCGUGGGCUUCUUCCUGCCGCUGGUGGUCAUCAGCCUGUGCUACCUGCUCAUCGUGGUCAAGAUCCGCAGCUCGGGCAAGAAGGUGCACGCCACGUCCACCAAGCGGCGCAAGUCCGAGCGCAAGGUGACGCGCAUGGUGAUCAUCGUGGUGGCCGUCUUCGUGUUCUGCUGGUUCCCCUUCUACGCGCUCAACAUCCUCAACGUGACGAUCACCAUGCCCCAGGAGCCCAAGGGCCUCUUCUACUUCCUGGUUCUGCUGGCGUACACCAACAGCUGCGCCAACCCCAUCAUCUACGGCUUCAUGUCGGAGAACUUCAAGCGGGGCUUCCGCAAGGCGCUGUGCCGCUCGUCGCGCCGCGUGGACAACCACGACCUGGCCGACGGCGGCGGGGGCGGGCAGCGAGGCGGGCGGCAGCGGGCGGAGGAGAGCGGCGAGCCGCAGGACGAAGAGCUGCAGCAGCUGCAGCAGCAGAGGCGCCACGUGCUCAUGCCCCGCGAGAGCCUGCGGCGGGUGGUGCGGCGCGGCGGAGGAGACGACGAGGACGACGACGACGACGACGAGCAGGAGGAGGUGACGGAGAUGACGGAGAUCUGCAAGGUCACGCAGAACGGGAACGGGAACGGGAACGUCAGCCGGCAGCAGGCCGAGAGCUCGUGCGCGCUGCUCUCCGACAAGGUGGCAGCCUCGGAGGUGCAGGAGCGUAUCUCCCCCGACGGGAGGGGGGCGGCGGUGGUGGGAGACUGCCUGGGGAAAGCCCCAGGCUUCGGGCCUCCAGGGACCGUGCCGCCCUUACUUAAUGGAGCUAAAAACGGAAGUGUCAAGCCGUUGCCAGAGGAACCGGUGGAGAAGAAUCCUCUGCUGGAGAUCAGCUAUUUGUAGUGUGAUAUCAUUGUUACUGGCUCUUACUUGAAAGAGAUUCACAGUAUUAUUGAUUUCACUCCUCAGCAGACUUGCUCAGAGCAUUUUUGUUUUUCAGUGAUAGCGGAACAAAACUUAUCUUAUUUCAAAAGGUCAGUGUUCAUGUCAAGAUAUUUGUUGCGUGGCAGACUGAUCUCUCUUGGAGGCAAUUACUCACUGCCUGACCCUCGAAUAUACAGCAUACAUCCAACUGUGACCCUUUGUGACUUUACAAGACAAAUGAACAGAUGACGAGUACAUACACAUCACGCAUACACAGGGAGGACAAAAUGCAACCAUUAUGUGUACAGCGACUGCAUGUGCCUUUAUCUAGAUUUGGCGUGGGGAUGUUUAACUUAUCUCUAGCUGUCAGUCUCCCAUAAUUGAGCAUUGCGGUGUUCUCAGGUAUAUCGAUUUUAGACCCCAGGGGUUUAUUUGGUUGUCGAGAUCCCAGUGUGAAUCCAAAACUAAGUGCUCGUAAUCGCUCUUACAGCCCACAUAAGCAUUUCCUCAACAAAAGAUGAGCAACCAAACCAAGCAUGGAAAUGAUCAAUGCGAACCAUUUUCUUAACAAAAGACUAGCCCCCCCAAAAAACACAUUUUAAAGGCGGUUCUACCAAAUGCCGCAGAGAUGGUAUGAAAUCUCUCCGACACUCACGAAUAAAUUUGUCAUCGUCAUAAAUUUGCCUUCUCCCUCCAUUCGUGCCCGAAAGCGGUGAGAGCGAGCUCCGCGAUCCUCCGCAUUGCCUUUAAUCAGCCUAAAUGAGGUGCAGCUGCACCUUGUUGACGCACGGCGAGUGUUUACCGGUCGCCACCACUUAAUGGCUGAUAUU